Knipowitschia caucasica is the source of this 804-nucleotide messenger RNA. The record is from the annotation of a GenBank genome assembly. Lineage: Eukaryota; Metazoa; Chordata; Actinopteri; Gobiiformes; Gobiidae.
AUGGGCCCACACCACCACCCCGAAAACCACCACCACACCGCAAACCACCACACCCACCACCACACCCACUACAACCACCCCGAAAACCACCACUACAACCACCACUACAACCACCCCGAAUACCACCACACCCUGGACCACCCCGAAAACCACCACCACCACCCCCGGACACAAUCUGGACGGGAAGAUGGUCACUCUGUCAUCGGACUCUGGCCAAGACCGACGCCUGCCACCAGAGGUGUGACCGUGUGCCUACGCUUCAUGACUGACUCCAGCUCUGGGGACCUCUUCACACUGGCCCCUCGGUCUCCUCUGACGCUCUCGUUCAGUUCCAGCCAGAGGUAUCUACUAACUUCGAACCACUACUCAUCGAUCUACUUGAACCCCUCGAUCUAUGCCUGGCCUUUGGUCCGGAUUCAUUCCUGGACCAGUGUCUGUGUGGUCCAGGACUCACUCAAACGUGUAGUUCAGAUGUUCCAGGACGAAAGGAUGAGUAUCCGGAAGAUCCAAUAUUCUCGGAUGGUCUGGUCUGGAGAGCCUGUGGUGGACAUCUCGGGCUUCGAUGGGCAGGUGACAGACCUGGAGGUGUGGGACUAUCCGCUGCAGUACAGAGAGGUCUUCUACUACAUGAGCUAUGGGUCUCGUGGGACAGUUUUGACCUGGUCCAACAUCGCGUACCAACCCAGAGGGAGCGGCAUCCUGUUGGAGAACUCCUAUAAUUUCCAACAAAUUAGCAGCAGCGAGGCACAGGAACAAAGGUGCAAGUACAGGAAGAUGUGUAGUAGAAAGAGGCUCUUCCUGUAA